This is a messenger RNA of Fimicolochytrium jonesii, 885 nucleotides long. RefSeq lists its product as uncharacterized. The record is from RefSeq and is a predicted model, not a curated record. The coding region runs from base 266 to 739 and encodes 157 amino acids. NCBI's taxonomy places the organism in Eukaryota, Fungi, Chytridiomycota, Chytridiomycetes, Spizellomycetales, Powellomycetaceae. The transcript has a single exon.
CUGGAGUAUUCCACAGUACGACUGAGGACAGACACGAAUCGAAGGGGAAGACCGUGGGAACCAGCUUCGAUACAGUCCCCCCAAUUCUUUGACGAAUAGCAGGGAGGACGAUGAUUGAAGAUGGCGUUCAUAUCAGAGCGACUGGAGGCUCAGCUUCACGCACUCGACGGACUCUUCCACUUGGCCGCCGACCACGAUGAUCUAAGCGACGCAUUCCGCACUUUGUUCGGGUCAGCCGGCGCGGAAGUGGCGGCGAGCGUCGAGUAUGCAGUGGACACCACCAGAGGAGUGGAGGAGACACAGGAGGCAUGGCCUGAACCCAUCCGACUGCUGGCAUGCGUUGCUUUCGCCACCGCCGAUUCCCACAGUUGGACGACACGCAGACGCUGGCGACCAGGGGAAGACGGUCUGCCAACGUUACAGCAAAUCGAACUUGUCUUUCAAGUGCACAAGGGUGUCUAUGGAGUUACAGAGACAUUCAGGAGGAAAGUCAGGACUGACGGGUGAGUCUGCUGUCCUUCCCCAGGGACAUUAUCCGCUCGCAGAGUUGGCGUUCCUCUCCAAGAUAGCGGCGGUACUGCAGGCGACGUUGUUGCAGCGUCUGCUGGUGUCAUCCACGAGAUGGCCGCCAGACAUUGCGUACUGGCGAGAUCAGCAAAUGUCCACCAGCAAAACCAUCUACUACGUUCUGUCGAUGCUUCCUCAACAGAUCUCUCGCUACUUUGCAAAUCCUGUAUGAAUACACUCGCGCAACCACCCAUUCGUCAAUCCGUCCCCAGUUCCUUUUGUUCUCCGAUCGUCUGAAUGCAGAGCUUUGUCGAAACUUUUUCGAAAGGGCCGCCCUUCUUCCAACGACGCUCACGACAACGGCUUUCUUGGGACCUU